Mus pahari (shrew mouse) is the source of this 1658-nucleotide messenger RNA. It is a transcript of the gene Mtarc1, whose product is annotated as mitochondrial amidoxime reducing component 1. NCBI's taxonomy places the organism in Eukaryota, Metazoa, Chordata, Mammalia, Rodentia, Muridae. The transcript is spliced from 7 exons. Gene Ontology annotation, molecular function: molybdopterin cofactor binding; pyridoxal phosphate binding; nitrate reductase activity. Gene Ontology annotation, cellular component: mitochondrial inner membrane. The coding region runs from base 208 to 1230 and encodes 340 amino acids. Gene Ontology annotation, biological process: nitrate metabolic process. The record is from RefSeq and is a predicted model, not a curated record.
AGGCAGCGGAAAGUAGGGGCAAGCGGUGAGAUUCGACCGCUGAGCCACCACCUCCCGCCCAGGCUGAGUGAAGAUGCACAAUUUGGAUUGGAGGGGAAGGGUCAGGAGCUGCUGGCCUUUGGGCUCAGGCCCAGGCCGCCGGCCACAGUAGCUCUUGGUCCAGUCGGCGUCAGAGGUGUAUCAGCACUCGUCCCGCCCGCUCCAGCCAUGGGUGCGGGUUCCUGGGCGCUGGCCCUCUUCGGCUUCUCCGCGUUUCGGGUCCCCGGCCAGCCGCGGUCCACCUGGCUCGGCGUCGCCGCGCUGGGACUGGCCGCGGUAGCCCUGGGGACCGUGGCCUGGCGUCGUGCGCGUCGUCGGCGGCGCCGGCGGCUACAGCAAGUGGGAACGGUGGCACAGCUCUGGAUCUACCCGAUCAAGUCCGGCAAGGGGGUGCCGGUGAGCGAGGCAGAGUGCACUGCCAUGGGGCUGCGCCGCGGCCACCUGCGCGACAGGUUUUGGCUCGUGGUCAAUGAAGAGGGGAACAUGGUCACUGCCCGGCAGGAGCCUCGAUUGGUCCUGAUUUCUCUGACCUGUGAGGACGACACCUUGACUCUCAGUGCAGCGUACACAAAGGACCUGCUGCUGCCUAUCACCCCGCCCGCCACAAACCCACUCCUCCAGUGCAGAGUGCAUGGCCUGGAGAUACAGGGCAGGGAUUGUGGAGAGGAUGCGGCUCAGUGGGUCAGCAGCUUCUUGAAGACCCAGUCCUGUCGCCUGGUACACUUCGAGCCGCACAUGCGCCCCAGAAGUUCUCAGCAAAUGAAGGCUGUGUUCCGGCCCACGGACCAGGUGGCCUACUCAGAUGCAAGUCCAUUCUUGGUCCUCUCUGAGGCAUCCUUGGAAGAUCUCAACUCCAGGCUGGAGCGCAGAGUGAAAGUGACAAACUUCAGGCCUAACAUUGUCAUCUCGGGAUGUGGCAUUUAUGCCGAGGAUUCUUGGAAUGAGGUUCUCAUUGGAGAUGUGGAACUGAAGCGGGUGAUGGCUUGUACCCGGUGCCUUUUAACAACAGUGGAUCCAGACACUGGCAUCACGGACGGAAAGGAGCCUCUGGAAACACUGAAGAGCUACCGCCUGUGUGACCCUUCAGACCAAGCGUUAUAUGGAAAAUCACCCCUCUUUGGACAAUACUUCGCUCUGGAAAACCCAGGGACAGUCAAAGUGGGAGACCCUGUGUACCUCCUGAGCCAGUGAUGGGAACUGUUCGUUCUGGAAGAACAGAUGUCUCUUUAAAAACGUUUUUAAAACAGACAUCUCUUGAAACAGUUCUUCAGCCUGCUCUUUGGAUCUGCCAGUUCCAAGUUUCUCUUCUUUCAGAUUUCCGUCUGUUUCAGUGUUUCCUGGAGCCAGCCCACAAAGCAAGGAAAUACAGCUUUGCGAACUUAGCAGGUCCCUGUUAAGUUUCUUGAAGAAUAAAGGGAUCAUCAUAUUGCCCUGUUUAUAAAUAUGGAGUAAUCCUUCUACGUUAGCAUUCACUUGCCAAGACAUCAUCUCCCUAGCCUUCUUUUGGGAAAGAGAAGAAAAAAGGAGGAAGACUGUGUAAGCCAGAAGAAUGUUCCAGAAUGCUUUGCUACCCCUGGACAUGGUGCAUACAAUGGGAAUUAAAUACUCUCCCAAGUAAA